Molecule: messenger RNA, 3556 nt
Organism: Manduca sexta (tobacco hornworm)
Lineage: Eukaryota; Metazoa; Arthropoda; Insecta; Lepidoptera; Sphingidae
Product: transmembrane channel-like protein 6
Exons: 15
Coding region: 149-2461 (770 amino acids)
Cellular component (GO): plasma membrane
Molecular function (GO): mechanosensitive monoatomic ion channel activity
Source: RefSeq, a predicted model, not a curated record
CAUUCACUCCAUGUUCGGAAAAGCGGAGCUAUGAUUCAAAAGGAUAUCUUUUGAUUGUGUUUGUGAUUAUUACUCUUUAUGAUAACAUAUUUUGUGUAUUUAUAAUAAAUUGAAAGAUAUUACAAUUAUAUUGCACUAAUCAGUAGUGAUGGAGGAUGAUAUAGAAGUGGACCCCCGGCCGGCGAGCGCGCGCCGCACGCUGAUGCGGAACGGGGCGGCGCGGCAGGUGGCUGUCAACUUCAUGCCUUCUAGGCAACUCACUUGCAAUACAUUGCGCAUACGCCGCAACAACUCGGAGCACAAUGCGCUACUCGACGACGUGAUGGACGCGGCGGCGGCGGGCUCCGGCGCUGGGGACAAGGUGGACGCGGCGGACCGGCAGGCGGACAUCAUCGUCAGGGAAAUGGAGCAGCACCAGCGGCUCAUGGAGGACUCGCCUGAUGCUGAGGAGCUGAGGAGGGAAGCCCUCAGAGAGCUGCCGGAAGGCCUGACGAUGAAGAGGCACGUCCGCGCGAAGCUGUCCGCCUCGGUGAGCCUCCGAUCCAAGAGACGACCGUUAUCCUGUACCAAGCGGUUGAAGUACAGACUCAGUUUUGCUUGGAAACGGACUAAAGACCGCCUCCGCGACAUGAUAUUCUCGAUCGAGCUGUGGUAUGAAGCGAUCAGGAACAUCGAGGGUCACUUCGGUUCGGCGGUGGGGUCGUACUUCUACCUGGUGCGGUGGAUGUUCGCUCUGAAUGUGGCGCUGGCGACGAUGCUGGUGGCGUUCGUGGUGGUACCACAGGCGCUACACGACAGGCACAUGAAUACCACGCUGUCUGAUCAUCGGGGGUUCUUGGACUUCAUUGGUGGAACGGGUUGGUUGGAAGACUCGCUGUUGUUCUACGGGCACUACCACCACGACGACACCUCGCCGGGCCGGCUGCGGUACCACAUGCCAUUCGCUUACUUCUUCACCCUGCUCUGCGUGUACCUCGUCAUGUUCGCCGUGCUUUGCUACAGGACGGCGUAUUCGUACCGUCGCAACUUCAUCGAGACCGCUGGCGGACUGAGCCACGUGUUCGCGAGCAAGGUGUUCUGCGGCUGGGACUUCGGCAUCGUGUCGCACCACGCCGCCGCGCUCACCGCCAACAGCAUUUACAACGAGUUCAAGGAGCUGCUGAGCGAGCAGUACAAGAAGAAGUCGUCGCGCGGGUGGUGCGCCCGCGCCGGCCGGCUGGCGCGCGACGCGCUGGUGUGGGCGGCGCUGCUGGCGCUGCUCGGCGCCGUGCUCUACGGCCUCUGGCUGCUGCUGGGGCUGACCACCACUAUACACCACUACCACCUGCUGGUGUCCGCUGCCAUCACCGCCGUGCUCACUGUCUGCCCGCUCGUAUUUCAUCUUGCUGCUAAGCUGGAGUCGUACUCGUCCCGCACGGUGCUGUACGUGACGCUGGGCCGCACGUGGCUGCUGGACGCCGCCACGCUCGUGCUGCUGCUGGUGUACUGGGCGCGCUCCAACGAACAGUGUUGGGAAACACGUUUCGGUCAGGAGGCCUACCGACUCGUGUUAAUGGACGCGGUGAUCUCCUUAGUUGUGUUGCCGAUUGUUGAGUUUGUUAGAGCUUUGGUUUAUAAACUAAACCCGAACACGUCGCCGCCCGAGUUCAACAUAGCCUACAACUCGCUGACGCUGAUCUACAACCAGACGGUGGUGUGGUUCGGGAUGGUGUUCGCGCCGCUGGUGGUGGUGGCGGUGGUGGUGAAGCUGCUGGUGCUGUUCUACGUGAAGCGCGAGUGCGCGAUGAGGGCCUGCCAGCCCGCCAGGAAGGUGUGGCGCGCUGCGCAGACGCAAACGGUGCUGUACAUGCUCAUCACCCUGUCUCUGUUCGUGGCCCUGUUUAGUCUCGGCACUACAUUCUUAGGUUCAGAGUCUCGUUGCGGCGCGUUCUCGUCAUACUCGUCGGUAGUGGGCGUGCUGACCGUGGGCGCGUUGCGGUUGCACGAGCGCGAGGCGGCGCGGCGCGUGCUCGCGUUCCUGCUGCGACCUGGCUUCAUCGCCUUUCUGUUGCUCUUCCUCAGCGUGUCGGUGUACUACGUGCGUGCGCGCGCGCGGGCGCAGGCGAGCGUGGUGCGCAUCCUGCGCCGCAUGCUGCUGCUGCAGGCCAAGGACAAGGACUUCCUGCUCGACGCCAUCGCCAAGGUCUCCAACGGAGAAUGGUUGUACAGUCCGAAGGCGGCUCACGAAGAGGGCCCCGACAGUCACACGUGGAAGUACCUGCGUGAGGUGCGCAAGCCUUCCAACUCGGGCUUCCACCUGGAGGGGCCGCGCGCCAACCACUCGCUGCUCGAGGGCCGCCCGCGCUCCUACGCGAAGGACAGCCGCCCCACCUCCCGGUACAAGGAGGGGACCGCUCGCGACGACGGGGACACCGACAGCUCCUUCAGUUGGCAGGGUUCAGCUCAUGGAGUUAACCAAUGAAUUUAUAUCCACGAAGAUUUUUCUAAUGCAUUUAUACUCUUAGUUAAAUUACUUCCUGCUUUUUAUACGUGAACCAGGAAAGUCAGAUUCUCGGUUACCGGGAAUAAUUAUUUUUUAUAUAUAAACGUUGUCAAUUGUAAUUUAGAUAGUGUUUGAGGUGUGAUAGGCACUAUUCUGUAUAAAUAAAAUGAACCUAACCAAAGAGGCCUUUAAUGGUAACAUCAUGAGAUAAUUGAAUGGUAAUGUAUAGCAGUGGCGGAGGGUAGCAUUUUCCAAAAAGGAAACCGACACAACAUAAACGUACUACUAAUAUGCAUAAAUGCGAUUUGCAAAUCGUUUAAUCGAAUUAAUGGAAUGUUUGUCUAAAUUCAGCUCAAUAUCCUAUGGUGCUAAAUACAAAUAAGGAUACUGUAGAACAGAAAAUGCAAGUGGAUAUAAUAUGUGUUUGGAUUUAGACGUAUGAUAAUAAGAAUACAUAAAAAUAAUGGAAUUCUGUUGUUGUAUUAGUGACGAAUCUGCUACAAGCAGGAAGCCCACUGGCUAAGUAAUUAUUAUGUUAACGCCUUGUAAUAUAUUAUUCAAAAGGAAUUAUUAUUGUAACUGUUUUUAUAGGCUAAUGUGUAUGUGUAUUUGCAGAGCUUUAUUGUGGGGGGCACGCAGUACCCUCAAAGUAAAUUUCGAAACUAUUGAAAAAAUUGCCAUUCAAAAUACAGGAAGGCGUAUAAAAAAAUUAUUGAUCCACAACUAUCGCGAAUUAGCGUGCCCACAAAAAAUAAGUGACAAAGGUCUGUCUAUAUGUAUGCUGAACUUUAUGCGUUUAUUGUAUUGAUUGAAGAAUACGCUAAAACGCUUAGCGUAGUGUCUCGCUCAUUGCGUAGAUACUUUUUUUUUCUGGUGCAUCCAGUAAGGCACUGUGAGAUAAUUCUCGCGGCCGCUGAAAGACGUAGCGUCUUGCUGAUCCUCAUUGUUUAUAACUGUAUUACACUUUAAGAUCUAGUAUAAUGCUAAUAUAAAAAUAUUUGCGUAUACAUCACUGUCAAUUAUUUAUAUAAAUGUGUAUACGUUAUACUUUACCAAUAAACGUUUUAAUCAGUA